AUGACUUACCAGUCUUUAAUGUUGGAUUUGUUAAAAGAUGAAACUACCUAUUUAGAAAUAGAUGCAACAAGAAUGACAAGAAUUAUAGCUGGAGCUCUGGGUGAGACUGUUCUCCAUGUUGCUGCCAUGUAUGAUAAUUUUGAGGCUGCACUUAUUAUCCUGAAGACUGCUCCAAGUUUGAUCAAUGAGCCAAUGACAUCAGAACUUUACGCAGGAGAGACGGCCCUUCAUAUUGCUGUGUUGAAUCAGAAUGUGAAUCUUGUGAAAGCUUUGAUCCAGAUGGGAGCUGAUGUUGCCUCACCUCGUGCUGUGGGAUCUUUCUUCAGGAGAAGUCCUCAGAACAUGAUCUAUUAUGGAGAACAUAUCUUAUCGUUUGCUGCUUGUACUGGAAAUGAAGAAAUUGUAAAACUCCUCAUCAAAAAUGGUGCAGAUAUCCGGGCACAAGACUCGUUGGGUAACACAGUUCUCCACAUCUUGACUCUGCAGCCCAAUAAAACCAUUGCCUGCCAGAUCUGUGAUGUCAUAUCAUCCUGUGAUAAGGACAAGACUGGACCCCCCCUGAAUGAGAUCAGCAAUCACGAUGGUCUGACUCCAUUCAAGCUGUCAGCUAUGGAAGGAAAUGUGGUGGUGUUUCAGCACCUGGUGCAGAAGAGGAAACGUUUUCAGUGGUCUUAUGGAACUCUGACAUCUAAUAUCUAUGACCUUUCAGAGAUUGACUCGUGGGGCAGUGAACUCUCCAUUCUUGAACUUCUAGUUACCAGCAAAAAGAGGGAGGCACGUCCAAUUUUGGACAUGACUCCUGUGAAAGAACUGGUUAGCUUGAAGUGGAACAAGUAUGGUAAACUGUACUUUCGUCUCCUGUGUUUACUUUACCUAAUCUAUAUUUCAGUCUUCACUGCCUGCUGCGUCUACCGUCCUCUAGCACCACGUCUGACUAACCGAACUGAUCCAAAGGACAUGACCAUCUUUGUUGAGAAACCGCUGGAGGAUUGUUACACUACAAAAACGGAUCAAAUCCGCCUCAUUGGAGAAAUCAUAUCCAUCAUAGGGGCAGUGAUUAUAUUAAUAAUAGAGGUACCUGAUAUGAUCCGAUUUGGAGCAAAGAGGUUCUUAGGACAAACUGUUUUAGGAGGUCCUUUCCACAUAAUACUAAUGUGCUAUGCUGGGUUGGUACUUGCUACGCUAGUGCUAAGAUUAACCAGUCUAGACGGUGAAGGUGGAACAAUGUCAGUCGCCCUGGUCCUGGGUUGGUACUAUGUUUUGUAUUUUGCAAGAGGCUUUGAGAUGCUGGGCCCAUUCAACAUCAUGAUCCACAAGAUGAUAUUUGGUGACCUAAUGAGAUUCAUCUGGCUCAUGUUCAUGGUGGUGAUGGGGUUUACAGCAGCCUUUCACGUAAUAUUUCAGACUGAGGACCCCAGUGGCAUUCCACACUUCACCUCCUUCCCAAUGGCACUGUACAGCACCUAUGAACUGUUUGUGACCAUCAUUGAUGGCCCAUCUAACUACAAUGUGAAUGUGCCAGCUAUGUUCAUGGCUCUUUAUACAGCCUUCUCUAUCUUUGCCACCCUACUGAUGGUCAACCUAUUAAUAGCCAUGAUGGGAGAUACACACUGGCGGGUAGCGAGGGAGCGCCAUGAACUUUGGAGAGCACAGGUAGUAGCAACAACUAUUAUGCUAGAACGUAGACUUCCAAGGUUCCUUUGGCCACGAUCCGGGAUUUGUGGAGAAAGAUAUGGGUUAGGAAAGAGCUGGUAUCUAAGGGUGGAGUCCAGGAAUGACUCUGCUGCACUGAAGAUCCGUCGUUAUGCUGGGGCCUUCUCAUACAAUGAUAAGGAAGACACCAUGAAAAGUCCUCAAGAAGAAGAAUGUCUCCCAGUAGCACAAAACCCAGCUCAACUUUCUGUUCAGCCACUUAUCAGAAACACGGCUCAGCGCAAAUCAUCGCGUGGCUGGGAUAUUGUUCGUAAUGCAGCAGCAUGUAAGAUAUUUACAGAAGAGGGCAGUGAGCUGCAGGAGGAGAUCUAUCAUUUGUAACAAGCCUUCAGAAAGUACUGAUUUUUCCAUGAGAAGUAUGUCUAGACAUCUUUCAGGUGUUCUGUCAGAGCUGAAACUGCAGUCCCUGGUUGUCAAUCAUGACUUCAACAUUUUGCACAAAAAUGCCUCAGUGAUUUUGUGUUCAUAUGUACUCCAUAUGUUUUCUUCUUUAUGAAGCUUAGCAGCACAUUCAAAUAUUUUUUUAACAUGUAUAAUAAAAAUAUUUUAAUACUAUCCAGAAAUGUGCUUUUGGGAUUGUCUGCUGCCUGUUGAUGCAGUAUUUUGAUGUCACAAAAACAGGCUAAUAAUGGAAUCCAGAAUUAAUUCAUGUUUUACAUUUCAAACUGUUAUAUUUCAGUUAGUUUUUAUGUUUUUUGUACGGAUAUAUUUAAUUGCUUUCAUUGCUUGUUUCCUUUCACAUUAGAAGGAAGAUUGUCUGGGCAGACUAUAGAGUAUCACAUCAGCUUUGAAUCAGCCUUCCAUGAUGUUUUUCUACAUCGAGAAUGAAGUGUUGCUGGAGCUUUAGACCCUUGGUUUGUAGUGUACCAAUGUCAUAGGUUAUAUCACUGCAAUCUGUCACAUAUACAGUAAGAUGCAGUAAAUGUGGGUUUCAGAGAUGCAUAAACAGGUGUUGAGGCAGCACAGAGGUGGAAUGCCUGGUUUGUACCUUUAUAACAAUUAAGGAUGGAAAGAAAGAGGAAGAAGCGUAUAUAAAACUUGAAUGAAUUCCUUGUUUGUAAUCGUGCUUAGUAUAUAAGAGGGACAUGCAGAUGGCACAUUUUCUAUACAGUGUAUAGCUGUUGACACAGUAUUGGAACACAAAGCUAUCUGGCAUUAUGGAAAAGAAGGGCCGAGCCUGCUGAGGGUCUUCACAGAAUGCUUGAUUGACCUGAGGUAGACAUGAGACCUCUUAAGACUGCCUUUAAAUCCAGGAAUAUAAAAUCAAAUAGGCAGGACAGUAUUAACUAGAAAUUAUAUUUCUUUGCACAAUCCUCAAAACUACAUAGAUAUGAGGAUCGUGUUAUUUACUGAAUGUAUGUAUUCCAAGAAGUUUCAACUAAACAGUAAUGUCAGUUUAAAACUACUGAAAUUUUUAAAAUGGCUUCCUGUCUUACUACUGCUUGCAUUUUUGUCAUGAAGGUAAUAUUAAAUUAUGCACAUUUAAUUCCGUUAAUUUAUUAUACGCAUAUUGUUUAGAUAAAAUAUAUAUGUAGUUUUUAUUGUAUAAUUUCUUAUGCAUUUCUAUGAACUGUUUUAGAAUUUAGGUUAUAUUGAAGCCUGAACUGUUAUUUGGAACUACUUUUCUGAGUGAAGUGUUUUGUAAAAGUAAUUCUUUUACACCAGAUCAAUUCAAUCCUUGGAACUUCUGCCUAGGCUGUUUGCCAUAUUCUAUCUUCUAUUUUUAUGACAAGUAGUAUUCAUUUAACAUGUUAUUUUAUUGCUAAUUAUAUGCAGCCUAAAUUGUUUUCUGACUUUACAAGUAUUUAACACACGAGUCAUCUGAUGUUUUUUCCAUAUACUGCUUAGAACUUCCACCAGCAUUUCAGAAGUCUGCACUUUAUCAUAGUACCUCCUUGCAAUUUCUUACUAUUGAACAAAGUAGGACUGAGUUACUUCUCUGUUUAAAUAUAUAUAUAUAUAUAUAUACAUUUCCUUGUUUAAAAGAAGAAAAGAAAAUUUGGCAUGCACUGAAUAUUUUCAGUCAUCCUUCCAAGGAUGUUAAGGUUCCUAAACAUUUUCAAGUAUUUCAGUUUUACAGAGGUUAUAUUUUGCUCCUGUUUAAAGUUAUUGUGUUGUGUUACUUUAUGGUCAUUUGUGAUUUGACCAUAGUGACUGUCAAUUAAUACUAAUGUAUUUUGUGACAUGUAGUGCCCUGUUUGGCUGCUAUUAAUGGAGUUUCAUAACUUUCCACAGUAUGGCUAUGAACAGCACUGCUUUUUGUUAAUGAUUAGGACAAAAUUUAGAAAAAUUAUGCAAAUCUGAAGGAACCUUAAACAUUUUAGUUAGCAGGACUGGGAUGACUGGUUAUCCCUACAUAUUUGUAGAUAAAAAAGUAGCCCUGUUAAGCCUAAAUGUAGUGUACAGAUGUAGUGAAUAACCUUGUUGAAGCACAGUAGACUUAAAAAAAAAAAAAAAAAAAAAAAAAAAAAAAAUGCAUAUGUGAAGUACUGGAUGCACUUACUUGGCGGUUCAAACUGUCUCAAUAGUUUGUUUAAUCUCAGCUCACAAAUCCGUAGCAGUUUAGUAAUAUGUUUGAUAAACUUUCAAAAAAGAGAUUUAGUGUACAGCAACUAAUUUUAAAUUGCAGGUGGAGAUUUAAAGAUCAGGAACUACCCCUACAGUAGGUAAAGGCCCACAUUUUAAAAAUUCUUUGAGGAAGGUUAUUUGACAUUAGUCGACUGAAGCUCACAGAUAUUGAGAUAUUUGAGAAUAGCUUAACAAAGCCAUCAGGAAUGAUAUUAAGUGUAGAACAAAUAAUUGUUUGAAAUUACAGGGAGGAUUUUAAAACACAGGAACUCACCAUACAGGAGAAAUACAUGCAAGCCCUUGUAAUUGUAGGAAUAUAACUCUGUAUAAGCAGAUUACACAACUUAGACAAGAAUGUAAGGCUUUACUUUUUAGUAGCAUCUAGUCUUGAAGGAAGCAAUUCACUGGGAGAAGAGUCUUGCUUCACUCUAUUAGUCUAUAAUCUUAAAAAAUGAAGGGCAAAAUGGCUAUAACUCUAUUAAAGAUGUAAAUGGUGUUUCCAAGUAUGCCUUUCAUAGCACUAGUUUGAUGUUAGAUAUGCUUCCCUUUCACAUACUAAUCCUAUGGCAGGAAUACUGUAGUAGAUGUCCAACAGUUGGUCUUACCACAUAUCUCGGGCACAAACGGAAUCUUUCUUAAUCAAAAUAUCACAUUGAUAAAAAUUUGAAGUCCAUUUGAAAGCUAUCUAAUGGCAAAUAUCCAAGUUCAGUUGGCCUUUUGACAUAUUUUAUAACACCUAUGUUGGUCAUUUAACCCAUCUUACAUGUACUAUUUCACCAGGCAGAAGUUAUGGUUAACUAACGUUUAGCUGAAUGUUUAGAAAACUGUCUCCCAUUUUGAACUCAUCUAUCACAGAAGGGAUUAAUAUAAGGUGAUUGGUGGAGCAGAACAUAUAAUAUGUUUCUGCUGUAUUAUGCUAAUUUCUCCUCUCCAGUUGCAGCUAUUCUUCUGGAUUUGAAAUGGCAAGCCAGUAGAAUGGAUAUUUCUUUGGGAUACAUUACAAACAUUUGGUUAUCAGUGGCCCUUCAUUGUAUGAAUGUCACUUGUUAUGUCUGUAUCCUUACUCUCAAGUAAUUACUAAUUGUGUGGGAUCCUCUUCCUUCUGACUGGAAAGGGGCACUAGACAGGGAUGCCUACUGUGCCUAAUGUUUUUCUUGACUAGUAAGGCACUAGCUGUCUAUUUCAGACAGUACCUUGAAUCGCCUGGUCUCAGAAUAUGGUAUUCCACUCACACAGUCACACCUUCCUGGUUUGAGGAUGAUCUUGUAGUGUAUGAAUGUACAAACCAUAGGUUAACAUGCUUCUUAAGCCAGUUUGUUAACCUUUCUGUUUUACAUUCACAAUAUUGAUUGAUCAGUGUUUUCCCUCUUAAUUAUACAUGCAUUCAACAAAAUUCAUGUUUAGGGGCUGAAGGAAUCUUUUUCAACAGGACAUGAAUAUAGAGUAUUUAACCUCACUUGUAAGUUAUGACACAGAUUGAUAUUAAAAUGCAGCUAUUGCUGCAAGGUAUUUAAAUGGAGGUCAUGUCUGACAGUCUUAUCCAAAAUUAGUGCAAUUAAAUCAUUUUGAUUUGUCAAAUCCCUCUUCAUAGCUUGUCAUCUACCUAAUAUACGUGAUACCCAAAACUGAUAAUGGGAUGCAAGUUUUCUACAUAUUUCUAAACAAAACCUAAUGUUGCCGAUACACAAGGUAGUGUGGGUACUCCAGAUUUUUAUUCCAGCUCAGUAGCUGUUUAUUUGUGACAUCAGGCUAGAACAUUUGCUGUAUUCUAUCUGUUUGCAAAGAUAAUUGGCCAUAAUACAUGCUACACUAAAAUCAGAUAAGUCAGAAGGCAUAAAUGAAAUGUGGGAUCCAAGAGGCCUUGAAAAUAUCAUCCAGAAGUACUGUUUGGGGCAUAAAGACUAUAUGGUUCUGUUUUGCUCUUGGAUAAAAUAUGGGAGUCAGCCCUAUACAAUGUGGAUCCCACCAAUCAUUCACUGGAACUCUGGCAUCAAUAAAGGUUGUGUAUUUUGGUCUGCCUGAUAACAUGUUCAAGUAACAUGUUUCUGUCCUGUCAAGCAUAUGUGGAAACUUCUCCAUCUACUACAAAACAGAGAUUGGAAGACUUAAAAGGAAGAUUCUUUUCUCACAACUGCCAUGUACUUACUGUAGGGUUACCUUUCUAGGGUUGCAGCUGUAAACCAUUAGCACAGUUCAAUGCUGGGUAUACCAAAGCAGCUAUUAUCUUAUUUGUACAUAUGUGUCAUUAUGAAGCAUACGCUGACAAUGCCAAACCUGAAACAUACUUGGGACAAAGCUCCGGUUACUUAGUUUUUUCUUAAAUUCAGUGGGUGCAAUUACUGUUAAGCAUCUUCAUUCCUCAUCUAACAUACACAUGCUUUAAAGUGUCACAGCUAUCCAGUUAGACUUGUGCAGAGGGAUAUUAUAUUUUGAAAGCACUUGAAGGAUAUGUUGACAUGUAUGAUUUUUGAGAAAUUCACAGUUGUAGAUUAGUCUAUCUUUGUCUCAAAUGGUAUACUUGGGCUUCCAAAGUAAGAUAGGAAAUCACUUGUCUUCAUAGCUCAUUUGCCUAAUAUGUUAAAAUCCAGGAAUAUAGAAUAUCCCAUCAGUGCAAGAUACAUGAGAAAAGUUUGUAAAGCCUCUAAUCAGGCAUUAUGAAAUAUCUUCUUCAUGUGAGGUGAAAAGCAUUUGGAUUCUUGGAAUGGAAUCCCCUAGUUUUAUGUUCAGUAAAAAUGAAAUCAUUGACUGAGGCUUGUUUUUUUGGUCAUGGAAUUUCUUCUCACAUUUGCACUUUAUAGUCAUGGACUUUGCCAUAAUUACAGACAAAAUGUCAGUAUUUUAAAGUGUAAUAGUUUUUUGUCUGUUUUUCUAUUUUGCUUAGACGACCCUGAUUGAUUCUUCUGUAAUUAAUAUAACCGGAAUAUUAAUAUUUUAUGUAUAUAGUCUUAAUGAAAUGGUGUAAGUUUGUUGCACUGUAAUAUUAUUAGUGUGUUAGAUUAUUAUUCUAAUAAGAGUUAUUGAAAAAUGUGACUUAAGUGAAUGAUAUCUUGAAGUUAACUCAGGAAAAAAAAAAACCUUUCCUCAGCUAUGUGCGACUUUGUGAAUGGAAUAAUUCAAUCAUCAGGGUUUGCCACUCUGCAAAAAUGUAGCUGUUUUCUUUCUCUUGAGUAUUUGGCUUUAUAUAGAGUCCCUUUUAUUUUUUCCCUUUCAGUCUGUCUUCUUAGGUUUGGCAGUUGUAUUGAUAGGAUUCUGAAUGGGAAUUGAUAUGUCUUCCUUUCUGCAUUUUAUUAAUGUUUGGUAAUCUCACCAAACUAAUGUAAUUUAAUUUGUUCAGUAACUAGCAUCUUUUAAAUUGCUAAGAAUGUCAUUGUGAUAAUCUGAUAAAGCAAAUGCAAUCCUAUAUAUUUAUUUAAGCACAGCUUUACUGUAAAAUGAUUAAAUACUUUUUAGUAAACUCACUUUAUGUUGAUCAUUAACACAGUAAACUGUCUGACGUGUUACAGAACAAAUGUUACCCUGUAAUGGAUGCAGGUGGGAAUGUUGCAUACACCGCAUCAUCCACACUGAGAUUUGUAACAGAUGCAUUUUAAAUGAAUUGUUGCUUGAUCACUAAAUAGUUGUUCAUAACCACCAACGACAUCACAAAAACGUAAUGAUGUGAUACAGUAUAACAGAAUAGGUAAGUUAGAUACCAUGCUGAAGUAUGUUGCACAUGUUAAACCUGCUUGCUAAAAAUAUGCAAUGUAUAGAAAACUUGAUGUAUCCAAGAUAUAAAAUAUAAUGACCGUAUUUUACUGUCACUGUCAGUGUUAGGCAGUGUACCCACUGUUUGUUGCUGUUUUAUAUUCUCUCAUUUAUUGUCACAUAAGUUUCAGAAUAGAUAGAUGCUCAAUUUUAUACUGCUCUGCAAAAGAUUCUCUUAAUUUUUGCCAUGGGUUAUGUGUUGUAGGAUAUUUUGGUUUCAUUGUUUGUUGUAUAGUCUUCCCCAAGACAUAUUGUAUUUGGGUAUUAAUUGCACUAAAUUGUAUAUGUGGUCAUUUUAAACAUGAAUGCUGCUACAAAUAGUUGUGUUCAAGUACACUGUUAAAUGGCUGCUGCAUUUCGUAUUACUUGUGUCUACACUGGACAGUUUUGUUACAUUUUUAUGCUGAAUAGUUGUUUGCAGCAUGUCAUACUUCGUCUUAUUUCUUAGUAUCUGUAGUGUGUUUUAUAAUGAUGGUAAGUUGUUUUUGUUGCACUACUGUUUUAUAUUCGGCUUACUUUGUCUUGUAUCUUCCUGUUCUGGUUUAUGUAGUACUGAAGUGGUACAACUUCUGCAUGUGCUCGACUUUACACUUAUCUAAUGUACUAACAUUUAUACUGUUGAAUACACACAGGACUCAUAACUGUCAUCACAUUUAACAGACAUGUCAAUUAAAAGUAACUGAAUCUUUAAAGGUGUUAAAUUAUGAUUUUGAGGUUGUUUUGUGUCUACUUUGCUCAGCAGCUUUCAGAACGUUAUUUUUGCAUAACUCGUUUUAAUUAUCAUACAAAUUCGGUUUCAUUUUGAGUUCAGUAUUGAGUGAAGAAAAUAUAUGUAAAAAAAUUGAUAUUUUUGAAAAAUAAAUUAUUGAAUGUUUUGAUAUGAUUUA
Messenger RNA from Protopterus annectens (West African lungfish), 8912 nucleotides. RefSeq names its product transient receptor potential cation channel subfamily V member 6-like. Gene Ontology annotation, cellular component: membrane. Bases 1 to 2034 code for a protein of 677 amino acids. The record is from RefSeq and is a predicted model, not a curated record. Gene Ontology annotation, biological process: calcium ion import across plasma membrane. Gene Ontology annotation, molecular function: protein binding; calcium channel activity. The transcript is spliced from 14 exons. Lineage: Eukaryota; Metazoa; Chordata; Ceratodontiformes; Protopteridae.